This is a messenger RNA of Antrostomus carolinensis (chuck-will's-widow), 1104 nucleotides long. It is a transcript of the gene CFAP263, whose product is annotated as cilia and flagella associated protein 263. Gene Ontology annotation, cellular component: ciliary basal body; axoneme. Lineage: Eukaryota; Metazoa; Chordata; Aves; Caprimulgiformes; Caprimulgidae. Gene Ontology annotation, biological process: cilium assembly. The transcript has 8 exons. The record is from RefSeq and is a predicted model, not a curated record. The annotation marks the transcript as partial.
CUUGGCCGCUGUGCCCUGCAGUUGCCUGUUCUGGUUCAGCCGCUCCCAGACGCGGUGCUUCGCUGGGCCGAGGGCUCAGCCUGUCCCUCUCCUCCUCGCAGCCACACCAACGCCCGGCUCCGAACGGAGGUGGAGAUGUUUGAGAAAUGGAACUGUAAGAUGGAGCCCUGCAGCCCGCUGCUCCAGCUGCCGUCCGAGAUGCGCAAUGCCGCACCGGAGCUGACACAGACACGUGGCAGGUCCAAAUCCAAGUUGCAUAGUGCAACAGAUUAUUUUGUAGGCCUGACAGUGGAGCAGAAACAUGAGCUGGCUGAGUGGGAGCCGACUGAGAUGAAGGAUGAGAUUCAGAUGAUGGAGGACUGGGAGCAGACCUUGCAGAACCUUGAUGCAGUCAUAGAAGAAGCAGAUGUUUGGUGGACUGAUGUUAAGAAAGCCAUCAGUGACUUUGAGAAAGACAUCAUCAGCACCAUCUCCAGCAAGAAAGGCAGUAUCAUAGCUUCUGAGAAGUUGCUGAGAUACAUGGAGGAGAAGAAUUGCCAGAGGGAUCUGCUGAGAGAGACGUUGUGCUUAGAAAACUCUUUGCUCAAGAGUUACAAGAAGAAGCUGCAGCAGCAGCUCAGGCAGAAGGAGCAGAUGGGAGAGACACCCUGUGAGGUCCGUUUGCAGCAGCUGCAGGUUAGAAAUGACCAGUACCAGAAGAUUGAUGAGAAGAACCAAGAGCUGCUGCAGCUAAAACUGACCUCAGAGAAGACUGCCCAAGCCCUCAACUUCUAUAAGAGGAAGCUGCAGGACGCCAUGGCAACAUCCACGUCUCUGAUGAAAGAGAUCUCCCAGAGGAAGGAGCUGCUGGAGAAAAUUGAAAGAGAAGCUGCUCUGAUGGAGGAGCAAUGAGCCAAAGCUGAGAGUGUGAAUUGGCGGCUGCGGAAGCAGCUCUCGGACUAUGGUGUCCUUCCUGUGCUGGGUUACGUGCAGAAGAAGAUGGCUGUUACCGACCUUGAGAACAGCCUCAAGGCUUGGGAGAGGAAGGUGGCUGUUGCUGAGAUGUGCUUGCAAAGCUACCGCAGAACAUGGAACCAGGUCAAGAUGUCUGAUAACCAGCAGUAG